Molecule: messenger RNA, 10441 nt
Organism: Salvelinus fontinalis (brook trout)
Lineage: Eukaryota; Metazoa; Chordata; Actinopteri; Salmoniformes; Salmonidae
Product: BTB/POZ domain-containing protein KCTD12-like
Exons: 1
Coding region: 5209-6060 (283 amino acids)
Biological process (GO): protein homooligomerization; regulation of G protein-coupled receptor signaling pathway
Molecular function (GO): protein binding
Source: RefSeq, a predicted model, not a curated record
AGUUGAACCCAGAUGGAGAGGGUGGACACUGGGGGGGGUUUGUCCUGUAGUUGAACCCAGAUGGAGAGGGUGGACACUGGGGGGAUUUGUCCUAUAGUUGAACCCAGAUGGAGAGGGUGGACACUUGGGGGGAUUUGUCCUGUAGUUGAACCCAGAUGGAGAGGGUGGACACUGAGGGGGAUUUGUCCUGUAGUUGAACCCAGAUGGAGAGGGUGGACACUGAGGGGGGAUUUGUCCUGUAGUUGAACCCAGAUGGAGAGGGUGGACACUGGGGGGGAUUUGUCCUGUAGUUGAACCCAGAUGGAGAGGGUGGACACUGAGGGGGAUUUGUCCUGUAGUUGAACCCAGAUGGAGAGGGUGGACACUGAGGGGGGAUUUGUCCUGUAGUUGAACCCAGAUGGAGAGGGUGGACACUGGGGGGGAUUUGUCCUGUAGUUGAACCCAGAUGGAGAGGGUGGACACUGAGGGGGAUUUGUCCUGUAGUUGAACCCAGAUGGAGAGGGUGGACACUGAGGGGGAUUUGUCCUGUAGUUGAACCCAGAUGGAGAGGGUGGACACUGAGGGGGAUUUGUCCUGUAGUUGAACCCAGAUGGAGAGGGUGGACACUGGGGGGGAUUUGUCCUGUAGUUGAACCCAGAUGGAGAGGGUGGACACUGGGGGGGAUUUGUCCUGUAGUUGAACCCAGAUGGAGAGGGUGGACACCGGGGGGGAUUAAAAUAAAAUGCGCCGAAUACAACAGGUGUUGACCUUUAGAGUGAAAUGCUUACUUACUUGAGCCCCUAACCAACAAUGCAGUUAAAAUAAAUAUGGAUAAGAAAUAAAGUAACAAGUAAUUAAAGGGAAGCAGUAAAAUAACACUAGUGAGACUAUAUACAGGGGGAGUACCGGUUAGUUGAGGUAAUAUCUACAUUUAGGUAGAGUUAUUAAAGUGACUAUGCAUAGAUGAUAACAACAGAGAGUAGCAGCAAUGUAAAAGGGGGGUGGUGAUGCAAAUAGUCUGGGUAGCCAUUUGACUAGAUGUUCAGGAGUCUUAUGGCUUGGGGGUAGAAGCUGUUCAGAAGCCUCUUGGACCUAAACGUGGCACCCAGGUACCGCUUACCGUGCGGUAGCAGAGAGAACAGUCUAUGACUAGGGUGCCUUGGAGUCUUUGACAAUUUUUAGGGCCUUCCUCUGACACCGCCUGGUAUAGAGGUCCUGGAUGGCAGGAAGCUUGGCCUGAGUGAUGUACCCUCUGUAGUGCCUUGCGGUCGGAAGCCGAGCAGUUGCCAUACCAGGCUGUGAUGCAACCAGUCAGGAUGCUCUCGAUGGUGCAGCUGUAAAAUCUUUUGGACCCAUGCCAAAUCUUUUCAGUCUCCUAAGGGGGAAUAGGUUUUGUGACUUUUUCAUGACUGUCUUGGUGUGCUUGGACCAUGUUAGUUUGUUGGUGAUGUGGACGCCAAGGAACUUGAAGCUCUCAACCUGCUCCACUGCAGCCCCAUCGAUGAGAAUACGGGCAUGCUCGGUCCUCUUUUUCUCCUUUGUCUUGAUUACGUUGAGGGUGAGGUUGUUGUCCUGGCACCACACGGCCAGGUCUCUGACCUCCCUAUAGGCUCUCGUUGUUGUCGGUGAUCAGGCCAACCACUGUUGUGUCGUCGGCAAACUUAAUAAUGGUGUUGGAGUCGUGCCUGGCCCUGCAGUCAUGAGUGAACAGGGAGUACAGGAGGGGACUGAGCACCCAUCCCUGACGGGCCCCUGUGUUAAGGAUCAGCGUGGCGGAUGUGUUGUUACCUAUCCUUACCACCUGGGGGCGGCCCGUCAGGAAGUCCAGGAUCCAGUUGCAGAGGGAGGUGUUUAGUCCCAGGGUCCUUAGCUUAUUGAUGAGCUUUGAGGGAAUUAUGGUGUUGAACACUGAGCUGUAGUCAAUGAAUAGCAUUCUCACAUAGGUGUUCCUUUUGUCCAGGUGGGGAAAGGCAGUGUGGAGUGCAAUGAAACGUUGAUUAAUGUGCACUGUCCCUGUCAAAAUAAACUCAAACUCAAUAGAGAUUCCAUAAUCUGUGGAUCUGUUGGGGCGGUAAGCAAAUUGGAGUGGGUCUAGUGUUGUGUGUGUGUGUGUGUGUGUGUGUGUGUGUGUGUGUGUGUGUGUGUGUGUGUGUGUGUGUGUGUGUGCGUGCGUGCGUGCGUGUGCAUGCGAGAGCGCGAGAGAGAGGAUUCAACUGUCCACUUCCACUACCCUCCUGACACAUUUUCUCCCCCCUGGAACACUGGUGUGUCAGGAGGGACUCUUGUAGGAGCUGGAACACUGGUGUGUCAGGAGGGACCCCUGUAGGAGCUGGAACACUGGUGUGUCAGGAGGGACUCCUGUAGGAGCUGGAACACUGGUGUGUCAGGAGGGACUCCUGUAGGAGCUGGAACACUGGUGUGUCAGGAGGGACUCCUGUAGGAGCUGGAACACUGGAGUGUCAGGAGGGACUCCUGUAGGAGCUGGAACACUGGUGUGUCAGGAGGGACUCCUGUAGGAGCUGGAACACUGGUGUGUCAGGAGGACUCCUGUAGGAGCUGGAACACUGGUGUGUCAGGGGGGACUCCUGUAGGAGCUGGAACACUGGUGUGUCAGGAGGGACUCCUGUAGGAGCUGGAACACUGGUGUGUCAGGAGGGACUCCUGUAGGAGCUGGAACACUGGUGUGUCAGGAGGACUCCUGUAGGAGCUGGAACACUGGUGUGUCAGGAGGGACUCCUGUAGGAGCUGGAACACUGGUGUGUCAGGAGGGACUCCUGUAGGAGCUGGAACACUGGAGUGUCAGGAGGGACUCCUGUAGGAGCUGGAACACUGGUGUGUCAGGAGGGACUCCUGUAGGAGCUGGAACACUGGUGUGUCAGGAGGGACUCCUGUAGGAGCUGGAACACUGGUGUGUCAGGAGGACUCCUGUAGGAGCUGGAACACUGGUGUGUCAGGAGGGACUCCUGUAGGAGCUGGAACACUGGUGUGUCAGGAGGGACUCCUGUAGGAGCUGGAACACUGGAGUGUCAGGAGGGACUCCUGUAGGAGCUGGAACACUGGUGUGUCAGGAGGACUCCUGUAGGAGCUGGAACACUGGUGUGUCAGGAGGGACUCCUGUAGGAGCUGGAACACUGGUGUGUCAGGAGGGACUCCUGUAGGAGCUGGAACACUGGUUUGUCAGGAGGGACUCCUGUAGGAGCUGGAACACUGGAGUGUCAGGAGGGACUCCUGUAGGAGCUGGAACACUGGUGUGUCAGGAGGGACUCCUGUAGGAGCUGGAACACUGGUUUGUCAGGAGUACUCCUGUAGAAGUGAUUGGAAUACUCUCUGUUCUAAUAGGGUGCCAUAAUCAUCAACCAGACCACAUCUUAUUGAACAGCAGUUUAUUCUAAAGUGCAAUUGCAAAUCAAAUAUCUUAUAAACAAGGCACGUGGAUGUGGCUCAAAUCUUGUGUUGUUCUAACCGCUAGGCUAGCUGCCAGGUAGGCAGGUAACCGAGUGGUUGGAGAGGCGAGCGCAUGUAGCCUAGUGGUGAGAGAGGCGAGCCACCAGCAGGAGGGUUACCUGUUCUAGUCCCGGGUCAGACAGGAAAAUACUGUUGGGAAAUGAGCAGGCUACCAAAGGGUUGCUGGUAUCAUAUCAUAGAUACCAUUGCUUGUUUUUUUGCCCUUGAACAAGGUACUUAACCCCCCACUACAACAGCUCCCUGGGCACCCAGUCUGGCAGCACCCGCACCUCUCCUCCAAAUAACGGUAUAUGUGUGUGUCUUUCAGAGGGGUUGGGUUAAUAGCGGAAGUAACAUUUUGGUUGGACCUUGUGUGCAAUCGACCAAUAAAGUGAUCUUAAUUACAAUGCAAUUUAUAUUUUUUCUUUAUUUAUUUGGAAUUCAAAUUAUAUCUAACGUUUUUACGGAGUGCUAAAUGUUUUGUAUUUAGUCUUGGGUAUUUGCCAUUGUUGUAGUUGUCGUUAUAUCCAAUAGGUGUCGCUGCUGUUCUGUUAUAUUAUAGGGAUCUGAGUUUUAUUAUAAGGACCGUUAAUGCCAAUUCUAAGGACCCCUAGUUGGUCAUUUACACCCCUGUUUACUAUACUAUUCACCGUUGAUGUUCAAAAACGGACAAAUUAAUUGAAAUUGACACUGCAAAUCAAAUUGACAUCUCAAUUGCUUUGCUAUAUGGCUCAUGACAGCAAUGACAUGACACCAAAUGAUGAAUCAUCUCCAUAAUUCCAUUUGAUGAAUCAUCUAAACAAUCAAAGAUCUGCCUUUGUGUUUAUAGGUGUAAGUGAAACUGUUAGUUUAGCAUAAUAUAAACACUGACCCGGGCCGGGGCAAAGCUAGAGCGCGUCACCGGCAGGUAGGUGGGGUUUAACAGGGCUGAUUAUUUACGGUUUUUUGCAGCAGCAGAGCUCUCCGGGAUGGCAUAAGAGAGUGGCUAUUACUACGGGAGGAGAAAACCUACCGAACGAAAGACAGAUAGCGUCGUCCCCUCGGCGAUGGCACGACUAGAGGUGUUUUUGUUCACGGCUCUAGCUCGUAUUUCGUCUGGGAAUUCUGCUUCCUUUAUUGGCUAUUCCUGAUCCGUACUCCAACCGACACCUCCAAUUAUGGAUUGUACUGAAGUUCCACCUAUCGGUUUUUUGCGUCAAGACAAUCGAGCGAAAUAAGAGGAAACGAUCAAGGACUGCUGUGGGCUAUUAUCCAUUCCGGACUGUUCUCCAUAUAUAGACAAGAGUCGUUGAGAAAUGCAUGCGUGUUUAGGAUUUUGGUAGGCUAUUUUGUUUCAAUCCUCCGGUGCAAUAUUCAGGAUAUUCCAUUGGUUUACGCGUAAAGGACAUGGGCACAAGGUGUUUUAGCUACCAGAAACUAUCCCUGUAGUUAGAAUAGAUGCCUUCGUGUUGGCACGUUUUGCUAUUAACGGCCUGAGAUGAUAUAACUGCAGUUUAGAUGAUUGCUUUGCUCUGUUAGAAAUAGUGCGCUGCUGUAGUUAAGCCUUUUUUUUAACAGCUGAUCACCUUUAGGGUUUCAGAAAUACCCUUUUAUUAAUUUUGACAACAGAACUAUUUUUUUAUUUUUUAUUUUAUUCAUAUCUAUUUCAUAUGAACGCAAGUAACCUAUUCUGAGCUGCUGUGUACAGUUGUAGGCUAUAACUUGGAAACAAAUCUCCCCACCUCACUAGCAAGGUGACAGUAGGAGUAGGGUUGCAGAGUUCUCUGUAACAGAAGGACAAUAGCCAUGGCUCUCCCCGAUAACACCCCCAGCAUUCCUUUAGGGGAAGAAGUCAUCUUCCCUGAGAUAGUAGAGCUGAACGUGGGCGGUCAGGUGUACAUCACUCGCUACUCAACCCUCAUCAGCGUACCAGACUCUCUCCUGUGGGAGAUGUUUAGCAGGAAAUCCACCAAAGGUCUGGCGAGGGACACCAAGGGCCGUUUCUUCGUGGACCGUGAUGGUUUCCUGUUCCGGUAUAUUCUGGACUACAUGAGAGAUCAGCAGCUGGUGCUCCCAGACCACUUCCCAGAACGGGGUCGCCUGCAGCGGGAGGCUGAGUUCUUCAACCUACCUGAGCUCAUAAAGAUUCUGGCGCCCAAAUUCAGCAAGCAGAACUCGCUAGGCGACGAGGGGUGUCAGAGCGACCCGGAGGACUCCUCGCCGGGCAUCGACACUGGGCGCAACCUGGCCUCGCUGGGCACUGCCGCCUGCGCCAGUCUGGUCCCCAGUGGAGACGGUAAACGCUCUGGAUUCAUCACCAUCGGUUAUCGCGGCUCCUAUACAUUGGGGCGUGACAGCCAGACCGACGCCAAGUUCAGACGAGUUGCUCGCAUUAUGGUCUGUGGCAAGACGUUGCUGGCUAAAGAGGUGUUUGGGGAGACGCUGAACGAGAGCCGGGACCCGGACCGACCUCCAGAGCGCUACACGUCACGAUACUACCUCAAAUUCACCUUCCUGGAGCAGGCCUUUGACAGGCUGGCAGACGCCGGGUUUCACAUGGUGGCCUGUAACUCCACGGGGACCUGCGCCUUCGCUCACGAGCAGACGGACGACAAGAUCUGGACCAGCUACACUGAAUACGUGUUCUACCGUGAGUGAGACCAUCAUCAUCAUCCCUGGUCCCCGGUCCCCCUAGUGGUCCCCAGCAUCCAGCCUCCUCUACUCUUGCCUCCCUGGAUCCACCCCUGGGUCCCCUUGCCUCCCUGGAUCCAUCCCUGGGUCCCCUUGCCUCCCUGGAUCCCCUUGUCUCCCUGUAUCCAGUCCUAGGCCCCCUUGCCUCCCUGGAUCCCCUUGCCUCCCUGGAUCCCCUUGCUUCCCUGGAUCCCCUUGCCUCCCUGGGUCCCCUUGCCUCCCUGGAUCCAUUCCUGGGCCCCCUUGCCUCCCUGGAUCCCCUUGUCUCCCUGUAUCCAGUCCUGGGCCCCCUUGCAUCCCUGGAUCCAUCAAUUUUUCCCUUGCCUCCUGGACCCCAGCCUCCAGCCCCUGCCCCUUGGCUCCAGCCCCUGCCCCUUGGCUCUUAGUGUUCCCUAGCCUCCAGCCCUUGCCCCCCCCCGCCACUAGCCUUGAAUUCCUGCUUCAAGCACCCCUGGCCCCAAUCUCCAUGGGCCCUGGCCCCCUGCGUCAAGCCCACCUGCCUCAAACCAGCCGUCCCCUCUCUCCAUAUUUCUCUCUCACCCAUCAGCUGUAAUCCUUACCACCUCUGCGGUCCCUUCUCCUGAUCCAGCUAUAACCCAACCAUCGCCCCCGCACCAAGCCUCAGAGACCCGACCACAGCCCCCCUAACCAUCCUACAGAGACUGCCCCCCCCCCCACCCUCCAUGUACUGUCCUUCCUCCUGUAUAUAGUAUCUGCCUUGGUGAAGCACAAUGCUGUGUGUAAAAUAGCUUGUUUAGUCCAGUUCAGGUCCUGCCUGGUCUGUGUAUAACUAACUUUAGCGGGCUGGAAGGGGCCAAUCGGAGAAGGGCCUAGAUUGAAGUACUACUUUGUUCUGAACCUCUGCUGCUGCUUACUCCAACAGACCCUCCUGCUCCUCUGAACUAAAAUGGCCAAAUAAUGUGACAAAUAAUCUAAGCAGCCUAGAGGAAUGAGCGAGAGAGAGUGGCCAGCCCGGCACAAACAAGAACAAAGUGUCACACACAACGAAAGUCUUUUAUUUCCUCCUUCCCCUCUUCUUAUUUUCCUUAUAUGUCUGAGACCAAACUGUUGGGAAAGGCGCCGUUCACUUUUACUAUUCAAAUGUGGUGGCAGGUACCCUAGUGGUUAGAGCGUUGGACUAGUAACCGAAAGGUUGCAAGAUCGAAUCCCCGAGAUUGAAUCCCCGAGCUGACAAGGUAAAUAUCUGUCGUUCUGCCCCUGAACAAGGCAGCCACUGAACAAGGCAACCACUGUUCCUAGGCCGUCAUUGAAAAUAAGAACUUGUUCUUAACUGACUUGCCUAGUUAAAUAAAGGUCAAAUAAAAAAAUUCUCAUAUUUUUCUUGUAAAGAUAACGCCUCACCUUUUAAGUCUCUGCUUGUGAAGACAACCAGCUUAAAUGAUGCCAUCUUGUCUCACAAAAAAGCACAGUGAACUCCUUAUAAGGUAAAAGAGGACCUAUAUGGACCAUCAAUAUCCUCUCGAGCUGUUCAUGUAUAUAUUCUUUAGGACAACCCAGGUAUUUGCAUUCUAGAGGGGAUUCUUAAUGCUAGAAAAACAACGGUGCGUCUUGUCAGAGAGUCAAAGCUAACAAACAAGGGGGGAAAAUGUGAGAAUAGAUCAAGUUGUGUAUUUGACUGCAAGAAAGAGAAAUAACUGGUUUUAGUACAGAGUGAGGGUUUGUCGGAAAUGGCACCCUAUCCUCUAUGUAGUGCACUACUUUUGACCAAAGCCCUAUGCAGGCCCUGGUCAAAAGUAGUGCACUACAUGGGGAAUAGGGUGCUUGAAGUGUGUUAUUUGAUUGUUCGAAGGAUUGUUGAGAAUUCUAAUCGCCCAUGCCUGGUAGACCAGAGGAGAUGUGAAGUGUUACAUCACAAUGUUCACAAAACCUCUCCUUCUACUCAUCCUCGUACUCUUCCUCCUCCUCUCAUCUUGGUUUUUAUACCACCUCUCAGUUUUUUACUUUCUUCAAACAGUAUCAUUUUUACAGGGAUGCGAUUGUUUUUGAAUGCCCACAGCGUUUUGGCUCUUAGCCCUCUUCUGAAACUGUGGUUUACAUUUAUGAAGGACAAUCCUUUUUCUCAUUGGAGUGUGUUUUUAACUAUCUAUCCCAGGCUCUUCUAUUCAGUUCAGUAUUCCACUUUUAAGCUCUUUGGUAUGUGGUAGCUUUCAUUGACUGUAAUGUGUACACCCAUGAGAAGAAGAUAGGUUUACACCAUUACCGGCCAAAGAACGACAUUCUCUCAAAACUCUAGCAGCUAAACAACAGUACAGGACUGGACUUUGUAUAGGACAUGGAUAUUGUGCAUAUUGUUGAGGGAAUGUUGUAGUACAGUUGAUUCCUGAUAAGUACACCUCUUACAAGUGCAAAGUCACUGGUUAGUGCACGUCGUCAGUACAGUCACACCAGUUGUAUUUUAGGAAUUGACUGUAGUUGGACUGAACAGUAAUUGUACCCACAGCAACUAUAACCACAGUAACAGGAGAAAGUGUGUGAAUGGUUAAAGGUUAAGAGGGGUUAAGACAGGGUGAAAGGAUACGAGGGGUUAAGUGGUAGGGGUCAUGUUCAGGUAUACCCUCAGGGCAAGUCUGCAUAUCAACAACAACCUCACAACUCGAACCUACAGUACCUCAGUGAGUAAAAUAAAGAAUCAUCUCCAAAUACCAAGGAACACUAAUUAUCUGAAAAGGCUCAACUUGUAUCAGUAAUAAUCAAUGGAUCAACUAGUAAUAUGACUUGUAAAGUACAGAAUAUUCACCCUGAUAAAGAGAAACUCUUCUUCAAGAAACUGCCUUGACGGUUCGGUAGACAUAGUGAUUUUAAUUUGAGUGAAGGUGUGAAGAAGACAUUCUGAAUGCCUGACGGAUGAUACAUGUUUUAUUGGAUAUCGCUAGAGUAUGAUGGCACAUUCUUAGAGUAUGACGGCACAUUCUUAGAGUAUGACGGCACAUUCUUAGAGUAUGAUGGCACAUUCUUAGAGUAUGAUGGCACAUUCUUAGAGUAUGAUGGCACAUUCUUAGAGUAUGAUGGCACAUUCUUAGAGUAUGAUGGCACAUUCUUGGAGUAUGAUGGCACAUUCUUGGAGUAUGAUGGCACAUUCUUAGAGUAUGAUGGCACAUUCUUAGAGUAUGAUGGCACAUUCUUAGAGUAUGAUGGCACAUUCUUAGAGUAUGAUGGCACAUUCUUAGAGUAUGAUGGCACAUUCUUAGAGUAUGAUGGCACAUUCUUAGAGUAUGACGGCACAUUCUUAGAGUAUGACGGCACAUUCUUAGAGUAUGACGGCACAUUCUUGGAGUAUGACGGCACAUUCUUGGAGUAUGACGGCACAUUCUUGGAGUAUGACGGCACAUUCUUGGAGUAUGACGUCACAUUCUUGGAGUAUGACGGCACAUACUUGGAGUAUGACGGCACAUUCUUGGAGUAUGACGUCACAUACUUGGAGUAUGACGGCACAUACUUGGAGUAUGACGGCACAUUCUUGGAGUAUGAUGGACCAGUGUUGACAGGAGCAUUGAGUCGUCAAUGUCAGCUUCAGUGUCGAUGUCACAAGGCAAACGUAGACCAAACAGCAAUGGGGGGAAAAAACAUGUUUGUCAUACAGUAGGUUUACAGUACACCCUGUAAAACAUGUUUGUCAUACAGUAGGUUUACAGUACACCCUGUAAAACAUGUUUGUCAUACAGUAGGUUUACAGUACACCCUGUAAAACAUGUUUGUCAUACAGUAGGUUUACAGUACACCCUGUAAAACAUGUUUGUCAUACAGUAGGUUUACAGUACACCCUGUAAAACAUGUUUGUCAUACAGUAGGUUUACAGUACACCCUGUAAAACAUGUUUGUCAUACAGUAGGUUUACAGUACACCCUGUAAAACAUGUUUGUCAUACAGUAGGUUUACAGUACACCCUGUAAAACAUGUUUGUCAUACAGUAGGUUUACAGUACACCCUGUAAAACAUGUUUGUCAUACAGUAGGUUUACAGUACACCCUGUAAAACAUGUUUGUCAUACAGUAGGUUGCAAUACCUUCUAAAUGUUUGGGAACAUAAUUAGUUUCUUUUCAUAGCUUACUCUCCGUUAAUCAGAACCUCUACAAAACAGUUGUUGGGUGUGCGUCAGCUUAUUCCUUUUCUUAUACAGCAGGCAAAAGGAAAAUGUAGUCUGUCAAUUCAAAUGUGUUAUUUAUCUUCUAUUACACUUGCAUUGUACAUUGUUUUAUGAAUUGUUUAGUAACUAAGCUGGUAAAGUAGGGUGACAUACUUCAGUAGAGUUGUGUAUGCUCUCAUUGAUAUUAUUAUUAUUGUUGUAACUGAAAAGUGUUAAAAGAAUAUAAAAUAUUUCACAAGUAAA